This is a messenger RNA of Gilbertella persicaria, 1053 nucleotides long. Its product is annotated as geranylgeranyltransferase type I beta-subunit-like protein. Gene Ontology annotation, cellular component: CAAX-protein geranylgeranyltransferase complex. Gene Ontology annotation, biological process: protein geranylgeranylation. Gene Ontology annotation, molecular function: CAAX-protein geranylgeranyltransferase activity. The record is from RefSeq and is a predicted model, not a curated record. Bases 1 to 1053 code for a protein of 350 amino acids. The transcript is spliced from 5 exons. NCBI's taxonomy places the organism in Eukaryota, Fungi, Mucoromycota, Mucoromycetes, Mucorales, Choanephoraceae.
AUGGCCAAAGCAUUUGCUCGAGAAAAGCUAGUGAGAUACUUCAAGUCCAAUCUCACGAUGCUUCCUACACCCUAUACACAAACAGAAACUAAUCGGAUGACACUUGGUUUCUUUUGUUUAGGUGCUCUGAGUUUAUUAGGUGAACUAGAUGCCAACAUCACACCCGAGAACAAAAGAGAUUGGAUCGAAUGGAUCUAUGCUCAGCAAGUACUGCCUACAGGACAAGAUCCUGAUCCUAAUGAAGCCCUGUGUGGUUUCCGAGGUUCUCCUUGGUCAGGUCGAUCAUUUGAACCCCAUGCGACAACCACAUCAUUUCAACAUUACGACUCAAGUCAUAUUGCCAAUACCUAUACAGCCUUAUUAAACCUGCUCAUCUUGGGUGAUGAUCUCUCUCGUGUCAAUAAGCAAGCUAUCAUCAAGACACUCACAUUACUUCAGUCAGACGACGGUAGUAUUGCACCUACUUUUGGAAGUCUUGAACGCGAUGUUCGGUUUGCGUUUUGUGCUUGUUCUAUCUCUUAUAUCCUUAACGAUUGGUCUGGUAUCAAUGUAGAAAAGACAGUAGCCUGGAUUCGACGAUUGCAGUCUUAUGAAUAUGGUGUAGCGCAAUGCCCUCAUGAAGAAGCUCAUGGUGGUUCUACUUUUUGUGGUGUAGCAGCACUCAAGUUAAUGGGUCAAUUAGAUCAAGGGAUUGUGAAUAAAGAAGGCAUGAUCAAAUGGAGUCUUGAGCGCCAAAUCACAGGAUUUCAAGGCAGACCUAACAAAUUGCCUGAUGUGUGUUAUUGUUUCUGGUUAGGUGCUUCUUUAGACAUGUUGAAUGCAUUUGACUUGAUCAAUCAACAAGCCUUGAGAGACUUUUUAUUAGACUGUCAGCCAAAGAUGGGAGGAUUCGGUAAAGAUCCUGAAUCAUUUCCAGAUGCGUUGCAUUCUUAUAUGGGUGUUGCUGCUUUAUCACUUAUGGGUGAACCUGGUAUUGAACCUAUUGAACCAUCACUUAAUGUACCAUUAUCUGCAUAUAAACAUCUUGUAGAGAAUACCGUUUUCUGGAAAUAA